Molecule: messenger RNA, 507 nt
Organism: Porites evermanni
Lineage: Eukaryota; Metazoa; Cnidaria; Anthozoa; Scleractinia; Poritidae
Source: the annotation of a GenBank genome assembly
AUGACGUCUCUGUCUCAGGCUUCAAUUUGCGAUGCUUUGCGGUGCGUUCUGUAGCCUCUCAAUCAAUUCAGUGUUACAUUACAUUUCAAUCGUACCCAAUGCAUCUUACCUUUAGCGUACGUCUCCCUUUUCGUCGUUGUAUAUUAUCAUUAUUAUUGCGAUCUCCCUAUGAUUCAUUGUAAAAAAAAAGCCCCAUAGCUGAAUGACAUUGCAAGCCAGAGCUCGAAAUCAGAAAUACAGCCUGUUUUACAAGGAAAAUGGUUGCCAGUAAAUCAAAGAAUACCAGUGGACAAAGAGUCAAAACAAAAAUACAAACAAACAAACAAAAAGCUCGCCGAUGUGACACCAAUUCCCAAAAAGAAACCUAUAAACGACUUGAAGAAAGAUCUGCAUCCGAUCUCUUUGGCACCUUGUGUUUCUAAGAUUGCGGAGGACUUUGUCAUCUGUGAUCAUGUCAAGCCAACAGCACCGAAGUACCAGACGACAACCAAUUUGGCGCAGUUCUGA